GUGCAGAGCACGUUGCAGAAGAGGCAGGAGCAGCAUGGCGGCCACCGGUAAAAGAAAACUUUCUGACCUUAAUGUAGAUGAAUUUUUGACGUCCGGGUUUGACUCUGAAGGUGAUGAAGAAUCUGCGGAGGAAAUCAAUGGUGACAACUCAGAACUACAAAGAAAAAAGUCAAAAGUGCAAAAGAAAAUGGCAGCGAAGACAAAAACAGGAGCAAAGAAAGUUAUAGGCAAAGCAUCAGAACACAAGGACCAGCUCUCCCGCCUAAAAAAGAAGGACCCAGAGUUCUACAAAUUCCUUGAAAAAAACGAUAACACACUGCUUAACUUUGAUGAUUCGGACAGCUCUGAUGAAGAGAGUGGUGCUCACCAGCUGCCUGAUCACCUGGAGGAAAUGGGCGAUGACGAGGACGAUGAUGCUGACGGUGAGGAUGGAAAAGAAGCCGCUCCAGUAAAAAAGAAGAAACUCGAUCAAAUCAUCGUCACCAUGAAGAUGGUGGAGCAUUGGAAGUCAGACUCCAAAGUUAACCUGAGGCCCAGGCUGUUCCAUGAGAUAGCUCAGGCUUUCAAAGCAGCAGUGGCGACUACUAGUGGUGAAGAAGGAGACGACCCCAGUAAAUUCAAAGUGGCUGACAGCGCAGUGUUCAAUGCCUUGAUUUCCUUUUGCAUCCGUGAUCUGUUUGUGCACCUUGAUAAGAAGCUUGCCUUUAAGUCUGCCAAGGCAUCAAAAAUACCUAAUCCUUCGAGCAGUGACCUUUGGAAGAAACUUCGCCUGGACAUUAAAAUGUACCUAAACUCUGCCACAAAGCUCCUGACCUGUCUAACAGAAUCCACAGUCGCAGCUGCCCUUCUCCAGCAUGUGAACACCAUUGUGCCUUACUACCUGUGCUUUCCCAAGCAUACGCGCUUACUGCUCAAGCAAUCCAUCGUUCUCUGGAGCACCGGAGAGGAAACCGUGAGAGUCAUGGCUUUCUUGGUUCUGAAUAAAAUCUGCAGACACAGGCAGGAUUCCUAUCUCAAUGCAGUGCUAAAGAAAAUGUACAUCGCAUACGUCAAGAAUUCCAAAUUCACAUCACCCAACGUUCUGCCAAUGAUCAACUUCAUGCAGCGCUCUUUGACUGAAAUGUACUCACUCGAUGUUCAGGCAUCUUAUCAACACAUUUUUGUUUAUAUCCGUCAGCUUGCCAUCCACUUGCGCAGUGCCAUGACCCUCAAAAAGAAGGGGGCGUAUCAGUCUGUGUACAACUGGCAGUACAUUCACUGUUUAUAUCUUUGGUGUCGGGUGCUAAGCACUCUCCACCCUAAUGAAGUCCUGGAACCACUGAUUUACCCACUUGCCCAAGUCAUCACAGGCUGCAUCAGACUUGUUCCCACCCCACGUUACUUUCCUCUGAGGAUUCACUGUGUCCGGGCUCUGACGCUGCUCUCUGAAAGUACGGGCGUCUUCAUUCCAAUAUUACCCUUUAUCCUGGAGAUAUUGCAACAGGUGAACUUUAACAAGAGGCCGGGUCGGAUCAGCGUGAAGCCCAUCAACUUUGCUGUGAUCCUGAAAUUGUCUAACACCAACCUCCAGGAGAAAGUCUACAGGGACGGACUCAUUGAACAGAUUUAUGACCAGAUUUUAGAAUAUCUGUACGGCCAGGCUCACUACAUAGGUUUCCCAGAACUGGUUCUUCCAGGCAUUCUCCAGCUGAAAUCUUUUCUGAAGGAAUGUAAAGUUUCCAAUUACUGCAAGCCGAUGCGCCAACUGCUGGAGAAAAUCCAAGAGAACUCAGCCUACAUCACCAGCAAGAGGCAGAAGUGCGCCUUUGGGGUGUCUGACAAGGCGGCCGUGUUGCAGUGGGAGAAACAGAUAAAAGAUGACGGGACCCCCCUGGCCAAAUAUUAUGUCAGCUGGAAGAAGCUGCGUGAGAAGGAGAUUCAGCUGGAGAUCAGCGGCAAAGAGAGGAUGGAAGACUUAAACCUCCCAGAGAUCAAGCGGAGGAAACUGGAGAAGAAGGAUGACGAUAAGCGAGAAUUUAAAGAACUGUUUGACUCUGACAGUGAGUCAGACAGCGGCAGUGGAGGCUUAUCACUGAAAGGCAAGUCCAAGAGCAGAGGCGAUUCCUCGGAUGAUAGCUGCGAAAUGAGCAGCGAGGGAGAAGAAGGAGACUAUGAGGUGGAGGAUGAAGACGGCAGCGACUUCGAGGGGGAUUCGCAGGAUGAAGAGGAGGAGGAGGGAGGGAAAGCUGGAAUCCACAAGAAGCAGAAGGGGGUUCAGCGCCUCUCGCAGGCCGACCUAAAGGAUCUGGCCAAAGGGGAUGAAGAUAUUGUGCAGGAUCUUGAAUUCUCAGACGAUGAGUAAACCUGUAGAGAUUGCAAGAAACAACCCUUUAUCUGCUGGAUGUCGCUAGCUGCUGUUACGGUACAGCGGUGUCGAUAACACCUGCUUUGCGUGGCCCCCAACAAUAGGACGUACAAGAACUGAUGGAUAUGAUCCAAAUUGUUUCACAAAAUUAUUUUUCAUAAGUGAAAAGCGAACCAACCACAUGGACAAAUAAAUGUUUUCAUAUAAGUGCUGUUUGCCUGUGAACGGGUUAAUUCUAUGUGCAACUAGAGUCAGGCUUCAAGUGAUUGUAGCCCAUUUAAAUGUUAUGGGGAGUUAAGGGUAACUAUAAAGUAAACUAAACAAGAUCCGUGUUUGGAAUGUUUAAAACAAUAAUAAUUGUACCCGUGGGUAUGUUAUUUAAAACAAAAAGUAAUGUUUAAGUUUGCCUUUAAUUUUAUUUUUGUUUUUAUAGAUGAGUACUUUGGUCUGUGAGAUAAAACAUACUGUUAAAAUUGUGCACAGAAUAUUCUGCUAACGUGUAUUCUAUUUUUUAAAAUACAUAGAUCUAUAUAAACGA
Messenger RNA from Pelobates fuscus (common spadefoot toad), 2882 nucleotides. RefSeq names its product NOC2 like nucleolar associated transcriptional repressor (gene NOC2L). Gene Ontology annotation, biological process: negative regulation of transcription by RNA polymerase II; ribosomal large subunit biogenesis. The transcript is spliced from 19 exons. Lineage: Eukaryota; Metazoa; Chordata; Amphibia; Anura; Pelobatidae. The record is from RefSeq and is a predicted model, not a curated record. Bases 35 to 2341 code for a protein of 768 amino acids. Gene Ontology annotation, molecular function: transcription corepressor activity; histone binding. Gene Ontology annotation, cellular component: nucleoplasm; nucleolus; Noc2p-Noc3p complex.